This is a messenger RNA of Etheostoma spectabile (orangethroat darter), 844 nucleotides long. RefSeq names its product atrial natriuretic peptide receptor 1. Gene Ontology annotation, biological process: signal transduction. Gene Ontology annotation, cellular component: membrane. The record is from RefSeq and is a predicted model, not a curated record. Gene Ontology annotation, molecular function: peptide hormone binding; natriuretic peptide receptor activity. Lineage: Eukaryota; Metazoa; Chordata; Actinopteri; Perciformes; Percidae.
UUGUCGGUGAUACAUAAGGGAUCUGUGGUGGAAGUGGACUCCCUGCUGGUCUGGAGGAUGGCGUGUCGGAGGAAGGGCGCCGCUCUCCUGCCGGCCCUGCUGGUCCUGCUGGUCCUGCUGGUUCUUCUGGACCACCAGCAGCCGGUGGUCGCCGGGCGAUCAUCAUCUCGACACCGCGGCCCGAGUCGUCAACCCCGCGGGCACCCGGAGCGCCGGGCGCUCCAGAACGUCACGCUGGCCGUCAUCUUGCCCCGGAGCAACACGGACUACCCGUGGGCGUGGCCUCGCAUCGGGCCCGCCCUGGAGCGCGCCAUCAGCACCGUCAACGCCGACCCCGCCCUGCUGCCCAACCACCACCUCACCUACGUCUUCAAGAACAGCGAGGACAAAGACGGCAUCUGCUCCGAGUCCAUCGCCCCGCUCAUGGCGGUGGACCUCAAGUUCGCGCACAACCCGUGGGCCUUCAUCGGGCCCGGCUGCUCCUACACCUCGUCCCCCGUCGGCCUCUUCACCACCCACUGGGACGUCCCCAUGGUCACGGCGGGCGCGCCGGCCGUCGCCUUCUACGGCGGCGUCUACCCGUCCAUCACCAACACGGGCCCCACCCACAAGAAGCUCGGGAAGUUCGCGCUGAGGAUCUGCGAGCACUUCGGCUGGCGGGAGCACGUGAUGCUCAUGUUCAGCGACAACAAGGUGGACGACCGGCCGUGCUACUUCGCGGUGGAGGGGCUCUACACCGAGCUGAAGAGCAUCAACAUCUCGCUCGUCGACCGCGUGUUCGAGGAGAACAAGCUGCCCAUCAACUACUCCCAGAUCGUCUCCGCCAUCCAGGCGGACGGCCGAG